Messenger RNA from Medioppia subpectinata, 693 nucleotides. The record is from the annotation of a GenBank genome assembly. Lineage: Eukaryota; Metazoa; Arthropoda; Arachnida; Sarcoptiformes; Oppiidae.
AUGGUCAUUUAUAACAUAAACCCCGACAUCAAUGAGGAAGCGGUGAUAUUGAGUGACUACAAGACAUCAGUACUGUUAGAGUUUGAGGUGAUAUUACCGUUAACUCUGAGCGGUAUAGUAGUAGUGGCCGUAACACUACUGGUGUGUGUAGUUAUACACAGACGGCAUCCGAACGACACAUAUCAUAGCUCAAAUAACAGUCGUAUGAGUAAUGGUAAGCAGAAUAUACUGAAUGGUGACGAUAGCGUCAAUCUGUGUGAUAUGGAUAACAAGACGACAACUAAUAGCGCUAAUCGUAAUCCGAUGACUGCCACCACUGGUAGUGAAUAUCAAAGGCCGCACAACAACAGCCAGAAGUGUCUAUACUUUCCCACGCCGUACGCCACCACUCAGAUCGACGAGAAUCUCGAGUUUGUCGACAAUACGGGAACCGUUAGGAAAGUGAGUGAAUGCGGACAAUACGCCACUGUUAAGCGGAUGACACCUAAAAUGCAUCCCAAAAGUGAUCUCCAUAUAUAUAGCUAUGCGGUGAACUCACAACUGAGUGCUACAAAAGAAGAUUCUGAAGCACUCAUUACAUAUCUGGUUGAGCCGAUUGGCGGCGGCAACGGUGGCGGACCCAGUAGUUACGGACCCACACCCACCCAUUGUUGCUCUUUCAUUGAUAACAAUCAAACAAAACUAAAUUUUUAA